Molecule: messenger RNA, 1524 nt
Organism: Suillus bovinus
Lineage: Eukaryota; Fungi; Basidiomycota; Agaricomycetes; Boletales; Suillaceae
Exons: 2
Coding region: 1-1524 (507 amino acids)
Source: RefSeq, a predicted model, not a curated record
AUGCACAAAUGUCUUCAGAUCGCAGAGUUAUUCGAUGUCGUUUGCAAACGAGUUCUUGCAACUGGGCAUCAGGGAUCCCUCGCAGCUCUCUGUAGAACUUGCCGCCUUUUCCAUGAACCUGCUCUCGACGUACUUUAUAGAUCGCUGGAAAGUCUUCAUCCACUGCUUUUUUGCAUCCCCACAAUCGUUACCAUCGGAAAUAAGAUCACUACGUUCAAAGAGUUAUGCAUUUCGGACUGGCAGCGAAUGCAGUACUACGCCAAAAGAGUUCAUUCACUCAGGGUCAAUGACCAAGAAGAGGUAGUCAUCGACAGGACCAUCCUACAUGCACUAGCUACUUCACCCUUCGCACCUCUGAUGUUUACUCAUCUCAAACGGCUUUGGUGGUCUGAUAAUUCUGCAGAUGCCUUACCACUCCUGUGCUCCUUAGUCAACGCCAGGCUGGAAUGGCUAAUUUUGCAUGACCUGGAUCCAAUGCUUCUUCCGCAUGUUAUCCCCCACAUCAACUCUAGCAACUCUCUCCGUGUCGCAUGUUUCCCCGCGAAAUAUAGUAUGAGGCACAUAGACGUGCUCCAGAGUUGGCGUAACUUACAGAAUCUUGUCUGCGGUCUAGUCAAUGAUGCCACGCUUUAUCAUCUCGCAACAUCUUCGAAGCUUACGCAUCUAACUAUUCAAGUCGAUGAGAAGAACGACUACGGUGCCCUCAUGAAACUGGCCAGCCAACCAGUAUUUACCACCCUUCAGGGGCUCGACAUCACCGCGACUCAUACGUUACACUGCAUCCACAUUCUUGAAAUCGCCGAGCUACCAUCGCUACGCUCCCUCCGUAUUCAUUCGACGGAAACGGGCUUAACAGAUGUUGAGCUGCAUCAGUGUUUCAGCAUAAUCUCAUGUCACUGUCCAAGUCUUAGGCAUCUACGGAUGAAAGAGCUACAAGUAUCCCCACCUAAAUUCCCUGUCGGUUAUACCAUCACGUUUGAUACCAUGAAGACGCUCUUCUCCCUGUGUCAUCUGGAGGGGCUGCAUCUCGACACGACCUGCACGCUUUCCCUCAACGACAACGAUCUUGCGCAACUGGCUGGCACGUGGCUGAAAUUGCGUAUACUUGAACUGGAGACCGAGAAUGGCUGGCGGCAACCAAGCAAGAUUACUCUGCAGGGUUUUGCAGAGUUGUUGCGGCGUUGCCCAGUGUUAUCGGUAGUCGGUCUUGCUAUGAACGCCUGCGCACCGGAUAUCGACCAUCGACGACCUGGAGGAGGAAUACGCAGAAAUGGCCUAGAAACCUUACGAGUGGCUGAUUCAAAGGUCACAGGCCCAUUGUCCGUCGCAGCGUUUUUGUCAGAUGUUGCACCGAACGCUGAAAUAACGGGCUACGAGAUCGGGUCUGAGAUCGGGUUUGACAUAUAUGGGACGUUCAAUACUCGGAUGUUGUAUCGAGAGAGAUGGGAGGAGGUUUCCACGUUGCACCCUCUGCUUGUCAACUUGAGGAGGCAAGAAGGGGUAGGUUUGGGAUCGGACGAAUAA